This is a messenger RNA of Schistosoma haematobium, 7577 nucleotides long. It is a transcript of the gene EIP78C, whose product is annotated as Ecdysone-induced protein 78C. The record is from RefSeq and is a predicted model, not a curated record. Gene Ontology annotation, biological process: regulation of DNA-templated transcription. Lineage: Eukaryota; Metazoa; Platyhelminthes; Trematoda; Strigeidida; Schistosomatidae. The coding region runs from base 288 to 3551 and encodes 1087 amino acids. The transcript is spliced from 7 exons. Gene Ontology annotation, molecular function: nuclear receptor activity; zinc ion binding; sequence-specific DNA binding.
AGAAAACUUAUGUACAGUGCUACUUGUCUAGCAAACUUUAUCAGUAGACCGUAAUAACAUUCAUGCACUUCACCAUGUUUUUUGUUAAAACGCACCGCAAAUAGAGAUCCUUUAACGACCUUAGGUAACCCAAGUUUGCCGCUGUGGUUAAACGUCUUGGCUUGCUUGGAGUUUCUGGCAUGUAGACUAGUUUUGGCUUAAUUUGAUCCAUUAUUUACGUCCCUUAACUAAACAUAAUUUGCAGUUUUCUAAUUUGGUUUCACAUAUUUAAUCAAUUUUUAUUAGUGAUGGCAAUAAGCCCAGAAUCAAAUUUCGACCUCAAAGCAGAUCCUGGAAGUGCAUCAUUUUCUGAUUCUGGUGUAAGCAGCAGUUUCUCUUUAAAAACUAAUGCGAGUGCCUCUGUCUCAAUCAUUCCUUCCCCUCCGUUAUCUGGAUUUCCUGGAUGCACAGAUUCAAAUGGUUCCCCAUCACUUGAUCAAUCAUAUCUAAAUUUCCCAAAUAAAACGUACCCAGGAUUUUCGGACUGUAGCAAUCUACCUAUGUCCGCUAAUCAUCCAUAUCCUUUGCCGUCCAGACAUUCUUUUCCCCAGGGUUUUUUACCAAGUCCACCGUCAGCCUAUGCUUCAAGUUACAACUCUUCACAUGGUGUUUCAAAUUCGUUCUACCAACGUCAGGUUCCGUCCACUAUUUGUUCAGCUCCUAACAACAGCUAUGGUCUGUCACAGAUAUUUCCUCAUGAUAUGUUACAAAAUUCCAUGCUUGUCAACAGGGAUCAACACAACGGUUCUGUUGGUUCGUUAGAAAGUCAUUUUUCCCAACAUCGUGACCAUGGACAGUUUCCAUAUUCAGAUCCGUUUCAUUCUUCUGAUUUACGUCCUCUUCACAUCACUACGUCACCUCGCCAGUUAGGUCCUCACAACAGCCAUACUAAUAUGGGUGAUGUAACUUGUACAGAUUCUCUUGGAAAAAUUUCACCUCGAGAUUCUCCUAACGGCGUACCCGAUCAUUCUAUUACGCCUUGUGGAACAGUCAGCUCUGGUCCUGGGUCAUUGGUUAACUGCAGAUCGUCUAGAACCAUAGAAAGAGGUUCUGAAGUAUCUGCUGCUGAUAGUAAUUCUAACGUUGGAUCCAUAAAGGCAACAUUCACUCCUUGCAAGGUAUGUGGCGACAAAGCAAGUGGCUACCACUAUGGGGUGAUUUCUUGUGAAGGUUGCAAGGGUUUCUUUCGUCGAAGUAUUCAAAAACAAAUUGAAUAUAAGUGUUUAAGAGAUGGAAAAUGUCUUGUAAUACGUUUAAAUCGUAAUCGUUGUCAAUAUUGUCGUUUUCGUAAAUGUCUUGCUGCUGGUAUGUCAAAAGAUAGUGUACGAUAUGGUAGAAUGCCUAGACGAACACGUGGUUCUGACUGUGGAAGAGAUAAUUCUGACCAGCUAAUGUCAAUACCGCAUAAUUCAUCUACAAAUUCAAUGAGAAUUGAUUCAACUAUUGGUAAUGGUAGUGGACAUGUUUCCGCUUUUAUUCCACCACCUUCGUGUACAUCAGAAUUAUCAGGUAAUUCGGCAGUAGUGGGAGCAGCGGCUGUGGCAACGACUACAACAACCACAACUACGACUACUGGUCGUUAUGGUAUAUGUAGUAGACCGGGGAAUGAUCAUCUUGGUUUAUAUGAAACUAUACUAACUAUAAGUCAAGCUUAUCAAAAUUUCUCUCCAUAUACCGAUGAAAAGAUUAAAGUUAUGCGAUGCAGACCAAUCACUUUGUCGAAUGUAACACGUGAAUUUUGGCCUGAAAAAGUGGAUGAGCAUCGAUUACGUAUGCAUGAAGAAUUAAGUCAAUUAUUAGCACCAUGUAUACAACAAGUUGUAGAAUUUGCUAAACGUAUCCCGGAAUUUAGUUCACUUGGUCAACCAGAUCAAUUAGUAUUAAUUAAAGCGGCAUUUUUUGAAGUAUGGCUUGUUCAAGCAUCACGUUUAAUAUCAACACAUGAUCGUAAAAUAACAUUGGCUGAUGGUAAACAAAUUACUAAACAAGAAUUAGAUUUUAUAUAUUCACCGAGUGUUGUGUGCUCAAUUUUCUCGUUCUCCGAAAAUUUCAAUUCAUUAGUGCUGAACGACACCGAAGUUGCUCUUUGUUGUGCUGCUGUCAUCACUAAAUCAAAUCGUUAUGGUUUGAUUGAACCGAAUAAAGUAGCCAUUAUGCAAGAUCAUCAUUUAGCUGCUCUUCGUAUGCAAUUAGAACGUAAUAGACCAAGAGAGUCUACCUUAAUUGGGCAAGUACGAAAUGUGAUUAAUCAAGCGACCACAGUUGGGGAUGAAGUACAAUUAUGUAUUCGAUGGUAUAGAGAAAAUUGGUAUCGUACACGAUUAGCACCAUUAUAUGCUGAAACAUAUGAUAUUCCACAUGAAGAUACUUCUACUGUACCUAUAUCCAAUCAUGGUGCAUCAACACCUCUUCCUAAUCCUUCUCAACAUACAGGUAAUUCAUAUCCUAUAUGCCCAAAUAUUUCGUCUGUUUGCCCACAAGCUAUUCCAUAUGGUGAUGUCACAAAUACAACACCAUUAAGUUAUGGUUCUUCAACAGCAUCUAUUCCACAAGCUGUUCAUCAUCAUUAUCCAAAUCAAUCUAUUAAUAGAUCGGAUAUUUCCAAUAUGAUACCAUCUUGUUCAAUUAACGGAAAUAUGGUUUACUGCAAUAAUAAUAACAAUGGAAAUAGAAUUCAAACUGGUAAUAUUGAUCAUUGUUCUUCUGAUGGUCAAAUACACGAUGUUACUCAAAAACAAAACUCACAACAUCAAAUUCAUCAACAAUCACAUUUAAUUCCAGAUUCAUCUCAUAUGAGAGGAUCUUAUUCGUCAACUACAAAUUUAACAUCAAAUUCUGAUUCACCUUUAAAUAAUCAAUCACAUGCAUUUUCUGGACACUUUAAUUAUCAUGAUAAUUCAAUAACCUAUAAUCCAUCCAAUUCGAAUACAUAUUCAAAUUCCAGAGAUUGUUCUCCUUCUUCUACACAAAUGCUUUCAACAAACUACUUGGUGCCAUCACCUCAACAACAACAACAACACCAACGAAGUCAAGUAUCUGUUUUACAAUCAUCUCAAUACUCUUGUUCUUCAGCAAUAACCUCACCACAACGUCAAGUCACCUCAUCAGUACAAUCAACAGGAAUGAUAUCGACUCAAAAUCAAAAUGAUCAUAUGAAUUUAAAUAAAUCGGUAAUUUCGGUUAAAAACCAUAGUUCACGUUCUAAUACUCCCACAUCUUACAAUAAUAAUAUAAUUCAUCCUAGUAGUACAAAUGAAAGUUUGCCACCUUUAUGGACAAAUAUGAAUACCGACAGUAAUAAUAAUAAUAAUGGUAAUAAUGGUCUAAGUGAUCAUGCAAUCAGUUCAAAUGGUGGGACACCAGAAGUCCAACAGCAAUCACAUCAUCAACAAUAUCAUACCUCACCAAUCUCACAGUCAGAUCUAAUGAAUAAUACUCCUGAUACUAAGCAUAAUUUAAAUGCAUUAUCACCUAUUAAUGAAACUUUAUCAUGCGAACAACAAGAUACAUAGAUAUCUGGUGAAUUAUUAUAAUUCGAAAUUUCUCUCCGGAAUUAUAUGUAAAAUAAAACUUGUCAAUAAUGACUAUCCAAAUUCUUAUCAUUGAUUAACAUACAGGAAGAAAUAAAACAAUUCUUAAGACUUUAUUUUAUAAUCAACAUAUUUGUAUUCAAUCCUUAUCCUUGCAAAUUGAAUUCUUCUUCUAAUUCUCAGGGAAUUCUCUAAAAGAAACCAACAAUUUUAUUUCUAAGCAUUACAUAUUAGAAAACCAACAAAAAAACACACAUACACAAAUGUAAUCCAGUCAAUGACUUACAUGUUCAUCAAUUAUAGAAAAUUACAUUCAACUACAUACAUACUUAUGAUGUAUGGAUACAUACAUGUGUUUACAUGUCACAGGGAUUAAUUUAUUGUGGUUCACUGUAUUUUUUUUAAAAUUACAAAUAUUCAUCUCAGGGACUAAAGAUUAAUUAUGUCUUUUAACUUUUUGUUAAAAGUUUUCACAUUUCCUUUUUUUGGAAAUAUCAUCGUCAUCAUUAUUAUCAUGGUUAUCGUUCUAAAUCCCUCAAUCUCUCCGCCCCUCCACCUGUUCCUUUCCACCCAACCAACUCUUCCUAUUACUGCUAAUAUUAUCAGCGAAAUUAUUUAGAGUUUAAAAAAACAAGUAUAUCAAGAUGUGGAACAAUAUUGUAUUAUGUUAAGUAGUCUUGAACUGUCUAUUCAACUCUUUGAAUGUAACAUCAUUACUUAUUAUUUCAUUUAUGACAUUUGUAUUUAACUUAUCUCAGGGCUUAUAACGUUUCAUUGAAUGUUCUACAAAUAUUUUAUGUAGCUAUAUUAUUAUUAUUACUAUUAUUAUUAUCAUCACUUUUGUAUUACUCUGGAAAAAAGAAAUAAUACCAUCAGGAUAUUAAGAGUAUCUGCAUAUACAUAUAUAUGUUAUUCUCAUCUCAGGGUUAUUCAAUAUUCAACUCAGGUAUUUGUUUGUCUUAUUAUUAUUAUUAUUAUUAUUUUUACUUUAAACUCUUUUCUUCUUAUAUUCAAUGUUUUCAUAUACUACCUUCAUCAAUUAACUUAUGUUUUUCCUCCAAUCUUUAUUAGUAUGAUAAUGUCUAUUGUGCGAAUUAGUUAAAAAGAAAUGAAUUAAUUAGUUAUUGAAUAAUUUCACCUUUUACAUUACAAUUACUCAGGGAAUUCAUAUAUUCUUAUAAUUAAUUAAGUUUAUACGCUUUAUAGUCUUAAUUUGUCUUUUUUCUUGUUGUCGUUGUUGUUGUUAUCCAUGCGUUUGUAUGUACGACAUUUACAAUAUCAUUAUAUUGUUAUUUUGUUGUUGUUCACUAUUUCCUCAUUUUGCAUAACAUAUAUAUAAUUUACAAUUUAAUGUUAUUUUGGCUCUGUAAGAAUUCAUGGUUCUUUUUUGUUUGUUUGUUUUUUUCCAUUGUGCUUUCAAUGAUCAAUUAUUUAUUUAUUAUUUAUUGCCCUCUCAUUACAACAUAAGUACUAAUCAGGUUUUGUUUAAUUAAAAUUAAUUAUUUGUUAGUUUCUAUAUAUCCCUUUUCAAUUUGAUCAUGAUCAAACUAUAAUAGUUUAUCAGGUAUAUAAUUAGCUUACAAAAUCAUAUAUAUAUAUAUAUGAACAAAUAUAUAUAUGUAUGAACAUGUUAAGUAUUCUAAUUGUUAGCUUAUAUUCUCUCUUCGGAUUAUUCUCUAUUUCUUUAUGUUCUGUUUUGCAUGAUUCUUUCUUCUUCUUCUUCUUCUUCUUGUUGUUGUUGCUGUUGGCAAGUUUGUCUUCUUUUCUUUCUAAAUUUUCCUUUUCUACUAUUUCAACUAACUAGUCUAAUCAUGAUAAGUACAAUCAGAUGAAAGUUAUAUUGACAUGGUUGUACACAUUUCCUUGAUAAAACUUAUCAACCGUGAAUAUUUACCUCUUCUUUUUAAAAAUUUCUUUGUUCUUUACUGAUUACAUCUGUUGAAUUAUUUUUUGUUUGUUUGUUGGUAUUUUGUGAAUUUUAAUAUUAAAAAUAAAAUAGUCAUUGGGAUAAUUAAAGUUAAUUUCAAUCAUAUAUAUAUAUAUAUAUAUAUAUAAUUACUAUUAGUUAUUCAUUCCAUCAAAAUUGUUCAUUACGUAAGCUUAAUCUAAGACUGAAUUAAUAUCUAAUGAAAGCGAAAUAGUCGAUUUCAUCAAUUAAUUAAUUAAUUAAUUAACGAAUGAUCACUGUUUUUUUUCGUUUGUUUUGUUUUGUACAACAAAAAACCAACCUUAUUUUGUAUUCUAUUGUACUCAUUCAUAAAGUAAGGUAUAUAUGGAUAGAUAUAUAUUCAUAUAUAAAUGAAUAGUUGUUACCUGCUUGUUUAUAUGUUUGUUUGACAUUGCUAAUUAUUGGUCAAACCUGCUUAAUUAAUAUUUACAUUUCUGAUAACAGUGAUAUUAUUAUUAUUAUUAUUAUAAUUACUACUACUACUAUUACAGUUAUUGUCAAUGUUACUAUUGAUACUACUGAUUAUAUUAUUAUUACUACUUUUGUAAUCCUUGUUCUCGUCAUGAUCCUUCAAGGAGUAUCUAUUAUUGUCUGUGUAUGUUUAUUUCGGUUCUCUUGUGUGUGCACGUAAAUCUCUGUAAAUGCAAUGGUGUGAUUUCAUUUACAAAAUGAAACAUAUUGUUUCUGUUUAUUAUUAUUCUUUCAUUUUGGUAAUUAAUCAAAUUAUCACUAAACUCUUAUUCAUUUUUCUUUCAUUACGCAAUCUAUACUGUUCUCUGUGUUUUACAAUCUUACCAUACUAUGAAUGGUAUGAUAUAUCCGCCUUUUUUCUCUUUCUAUUGAAAAAGCAAACAAUUGUUUACACAUAUACUACUUGUGUGAAAAGACAAAACAGAGACAGAAUUAUUCAUUGUUUUCAUCAUUUGUAUUCAAUAAUCAACUGAAAAUAUAAACGGUAUAUAUAUAUAUAUAUAUAUAUAUAUAUAUAUUGUUUGUGAUUACAAAUUUCCCUUUGAUUAAUUCCUAAAGUCUUUAUUACUUUCAUUCUGUAUUCUUCAUUGAUAUUCUUGGAAUGAACUCUAUCUUUCAUCUUCAUUCUUUACAACCUUAUACAUUUGAAUCAAUAGUUAAUCAUUAACACUAAUACGCACAAAAGACAUUUCAAUAGUCAUUAUCUCAGGAACCGUUUUGUUUCUUUUGUCUUGUCCUAUUUUUUAAUGUAUACAAAAUUGAGUGAAUUAAAUUAGUUAAUCGAGUCUACCGCUGUUGCUUAUUUCAUUUCUUCCACGAAUUCAUCAUUUAUCCUGUUUCUUAUACAAACAGUUCAAUAUUUUGUUUUUUUUUUCUCUCUUAACUUUUGUUUCUCUGUGGAAUAAUUUUUCAUUGGUCGUGUUAAAAGAAAAAAAACACAUGGAUUUUUGUUUUUAAAAUUGAUUCAUUUGUUUCGUUAUCUGGUUGGUUUCAUCAAAUUAUUAUUGUUCCUCCAUAAAAGUGAUAUAAAAAAUAUAUACAAUCAUAUGUAUGUAUAUAUACAUAUAUAUAAUAAAGUGUACUUUGUUUUUCAUUGAUUCGACUUAAGUAAAAAUGAUAUAAGUAUAAUAAGACCUUAUCAAUUCAUUCAAAACCUGGAAGCACUGGUGGACAGUGGCACAACUUCUUGGAUUGGUUGAAAUCAGACAUUAACAGCGUUGGAUGUCGUCUCAGUGAUCUAGUGGUUAAGCGCUCGUUCACGAGACUGAUAGGUCCUGGCUCCGAAUCUUGCGAGGCAGGAUCGUUGAUGCGCACUGCUGAGAAGUCCUAUACUAGGAUGGAACGACCGUUCAGUGCUUCCAGGUUCUUCAUUGACUCAUUCAACUAUUAAAAUUAUACGUUAAUAAUUUCCUAGUGAGACCUUGGAUGCAGAUUGCCGAGGAAUUCCAUACUAGAACAAAAUAACUCCAAUGACUUGUAAUUUUCUCUGGUUGUUUGAUUUAGAUCAGUUCAUGUUGUUAAUUAAAAACUCAAUAAUUACCACAAACCCUUACACAAAUAACGCAUGUAUAACUGAAAAUCACUUUUAG